AAAGAAGGAGCCAAAAUGAAGACAGCUGCCAAGGGUUUUGGGAAGUCUAUAAUGGACUCUUCAGGUUGGUGGAACAGAAGAAUAGUGCUGAUGGUGUAUGUCGUCUUGGAGCUAGUAACUGUCCAUUCAACCAUCGUCCUGGGGACUCUUGAGCUACAGCUGGACGAGGAACAGCCGGCAGGCACAAUUGUAGGUGACAUCAGUGCCGGACUUCCUCCCGGCAUUACUGCAGCACUGUACUUCAUCUCAGACCAUGAGGGCACAGGUGUGGGUUCUGAUUUGGACAUAGAUGAAAGUACAGGCAUUAUUAAAACUGCCAAAGUUCUUGACAGGGAACUUCGGGAUAGAUACAACUUCAUCGCAGUCACCAUGACAGGUGUCACCGUGGAAGUGACAAUCAAGGUGAUCGACAUAAAUGACCACGCCCCAAUGUUCCCAAGAAAACAGGCCACCUUUAAAAUCCCUGAGCAGACUGCCAUUGGCACCAGGUUUCCUCUCGAUCCAGCUGUUGAUGCUGAUAAAGGCCAGCUCACAACACAGGGUUACCUUAUCAAGGAUGGAAAUGUUGGCCAGGCAUUCACAUUGGAGACAAGGAGGGGCAGCAACGAGGUCCUUUAUCUGGACUUGGUGGUCAAUGCUAUCCUUGACAGAGAGAAAAGAUCCACCUAUACUUUAUCUCUGGAGGCCUUUGAUGGUGGUUCUCCUAAGAGGACUGAUCAGAUAACAUUAGAUAUAACUGUACAAGACAUCAAUGACAACGCUCCUGUUUUCAACCAGAGCCGCUACCAUGCCAUAAUAUCUGAAAACCUGCAGCCAGGAAGCAACAUCCUGCAGGUGUUUGCCACAGACGCUGAUGAAGGAGACAAUGGGAUGGUUCUGUAUGAAAUCAACCGACGACAAAGCGAUCCAGACCGUUACUUUGUCAUCGACUCUCGCACCGGCAUCAUCACACUCAACAAGCCACUGGACUUUGAGAUGAGGCGGGUCCAUGAGCUGGUGGUGCAGGCUCAGGACAACGCAACCCAGCCAGAGGUGACCAAUGCCUUUGUCACCAUCCAUGUAAGAGACUACAAUGACAACCAGCCCACUAUGACUAUAAUUUUCCUCAGUGAGGAUGGAUCUCCAAGAAUCUCUGAAGGGGCACAGCCAGGCCAGUAUGUCGCUAGGAUUUCAGUCACCGACCCAGACUAUGGAGAGUAUGCAAAUGUCAAUGUGUCGCUAGAGGGAGGAGAUGGAAAAUUUGCCCUGACGACCAAGGAUAGCAUAAUUUAUCUGAUCUGUGUGGACCAGAUACUUGACCGGGAAGAGAGAGACACGUAUGAUCUAAGGGUGAUGGCAACAGACUCAGGAACGCCUCCUCUCAGGGCCGAGUCUUCCUUCGUCAUCCAGGUGACUGAUGUCAAUGACAACCCUCCUCUGUUUGACCAGCCAGUCUACAGGCAGGUUAUCCCUGAAGUGGUGUUUCCAGGGAGCUUUGUGUUACAGGUAACAGCUAGAGACAAAGACCAGGGACCCAAUGGAGACAUUAACUACAGCAUCCUGCAAGACCGAGGUACUUACUCUGACUGGUUCAGUAUAGACUCUGUUACGGGGAUAAUCACCACUCUUACCCAGCUGGAUUAUGAAAAGAACCCCAAUCCCAGUAUAACUGUGGUGGCCACAGAUGGAGGGAAACCACUGCUGUCCUCCACUGCUGUAGUACACAUUGUGCUUCAGGAUAUAAAUGACAACGAGCCUGUUUUUGAGAGAAACUUCUACAAUGUUUCCAUCAUGGAGAACACAGCUUUAGGAACCUGCAUUCUUGAGGUGACUGCAACUGAUUCAGACGGAGGCUCCUUCGGCUCUAUAACCUACUCUCUUGGUUCUGGCAUCAACAGCGCCGUCCCUGCUCAGUUCACCAUCAGCAAAGAGACCGGUCAAAUCUGCACCAGUGCUGAACUAGACAGAGAUGAAGGGCCGGCCAGCUACGACUUCACUGUAACUGCAGUGGAUGGGGGUGGACUCAGCUCAGUAGCCUAUGUGAGGGUAGAUCUGGUCGACAUAAAUGAUAACAGACCUGCCUUCUACCCCGUCAGCUAUGCUGUCAGUUUGAGCACUCAGAGCGCCCCUGGGACAUCUGUUGUCAGGGUGAUGGCCUAUGACCUGGACUCAGGCGAGAAUGGCAAAGUUACAUACAAAACAAUACCUGGAGGGGCCUCCCCAUACUUUACUCUGAACAAAGACACAGGUGUGAUCUCGCUGUCUCGAUCCGUCUAUGGUAAGGCCAACUCGGUCAUUCCAAUGAUAAUUUCUGCUCAGGAUGGGGGUGGUCACACUGCCCUUGUCAAUGCCAGAGUCAACAUUAGUGUGGUGGCGGGGCUGGUGGCGCCACCUGUCUUUGAACAGACUCAGUACCACUUUACUGUGUCGGAGGAUGCCUUGCGGGGGACGACUGUCGGCAUCGUCCAGGCCAGCAGUAAGACAGGCACCUCCAGAGAUAUAUCCUACACAAUUAGCUCUGGGGACCCUGCAGGCUACUUUACAGUGGACCCUGACACUGGAGCCCUCAGGACCAGUCUGCCUCUGGAUCACGAAGCCCAGUCAACUCUUGAUUUGGAGUUGCAGGCUCGCAGUGGAAACCCCCCUGCCUUUGGCCAGACCCGUGUCCACAUUACCAUCACAGACAUUAAUGAUAACCCGCCUGUUUUCCUGCCCUCGUCCUCUGAGUCCUUGCUGCUGCCAGAGUACACAGAAAUGGGAACAGUGGUGUAUCGGGUCCAAGCUGAGGACAGAGACUCUGGAGUCAAUGGACAACUCACUUUUGAUAUGUCCUCUCUGAGUGGAGUCCAAAGGACUUUCAGCAUCGAGCGCAGCAGUGGAGAGAUACGAUUGGUGGGGAGCCUCAACUAUGAUAGUACCCCCCGUUGUGACCUCCAUGUGAUUGCCAAAGACAACGGUGUGCCUCAGCUGAGCGCCACCUUCGUGCUUGUGGUCCACAUCCAGGCAGAGAAUGACCAGGGACCUGUGUUUGAUACCCUCACCUACCGGGUAGAGCUGAAAGAAGGGACUCCUAUAAACACACGCUUCCUGCAGGUCAGAGCUCUGAACAGAGAAACCCCCAGCUCCGGAUACUUGAGUCCACUGGCAUAUCACCUGCGUCCAGACGGAGAUGCAGCAGGGUUUGGCAUUGCUGCAGACAGCGGCUGGCUGUUUGUGAAGAGCGCCCUGGACAGAGAAGUCAAAGACAUGUAUCUUCUAACAGUGAUGGCCAGCCAGGGUCAAGGACAGUUGAAGAAGACGGGGAGUGCCACUGUGCGGGUCUCUGUGACGGACGAGAAUGACAACUCUCCUCGUCUCACACAGGAGCGUGUCUUCAUGGCUGUGAAAGAAAACCUCCCUGCAGGAACAGGCUUCGGUCAUGUGUCUGCCACAGACCGAGACAGCGGUUCCAACGGACGUCUCGGCUAUCGCCUGCUGCACCAACGCCACUUCCAGAUAAACUCCCACACAGGUGAGAUCAGUACAAGGACUACCCUGGACCGAGAGCAGCAGUCGAGUUACCAGCUGGUGGUGGUGGUUCAAGAUGGAGGUUCGCCCCCUCGUAGCGCCACAGGCACAGCCUUCAUCACAGUACUGGAUGACAAUGAUAAUGAUCCCACUUUUGCCCACAGCCAAUCUGGCAAAAGCCUCAUCAUACAGGUGAUGGAAGGUCAGUCCUCUGGGGUUUUACUGGGAAGCCUGCAGGCCAAAGACCCCGAUGAAGGAGAGAAUGGCACCGUCUUCUACUCUUUGUCAGGUCUCAGAGCUGAGCGAUUCUCUUUGAACCCAAACACUGGGGAGCUGCGUUCAUCAUCACCGCUCAUCCACUCAGAGCGAGCUGACUACACCCUGACUGUGACAGCCACUGACAGAGGCCUGCCCCCUCGCAGCACCUCCUGCUCCCUCACCAUUCAGGUUCUCAGCAGCAGCAAACCUUCCUCUAAGACCAAUUCUCUCUCCAUAGCCUUUAAUUCUGUGGAGGAGGCAAAGCCAGGCUCUGUUAUUGGUUCGGUCCGCCUCCAUGACAGAGAAAACUCAGAGGAAGGGGAGGUGACCUACAUGGUGGUGGGGGGCACAGAUAGAGAUGGGACCUUUGUCGUGGAUCGUCUGACUGGAGAUGUGUACCUGGCACGUCCUCUAGACUAUGAACGAGACGAGCGCUACACCCUGCAGAUUGAGGUGGAUGACUUCUCUCCGGCUCAUCCAAGCAGCACCCUGGUCCACCUAGACAUUGAUGUAGAAGACAGCAAUGAUCACUCGCCUCAGUUCCCAGAGGACCCCUUAACCAUUGUGGUGUCUGAGAGCAUGGCGCCCGGCUCAUCCCUUUAUACUUUCCAGGCUACAGAUCAGGAUGGCAGUGGGCCCAACAGUGAGCUGAGGUACUCCAUCCUUCACCAGUGGCCAGACACCCCAGGCCUUCUGACCCUGGACUCCUCGACUGGGAUUCUCUCAUUAGGCCAGGAGCUGGAUCACGAGGUCACCUCAAACCUGAUACUGGUCGUCAAGGCAACAGACUCUGCCCAAGAUGUCAGCCAGAGACGCUGGGGUUCUGUCACAGCAAGGGUGUAUGUAACUGAUGAGAACGACAACCCACCAGUGUUCAGCUCGCCCACAGCCGUCAGUGUGAUGGAGGACCAGCCGGUGGGCUUCGUGGCGCUGUAUGUCAUGGCCAGAGAUGCAGACCAGGGGGAGAAUGGCAGAGUGACCUACAGCAUUCAGUCAGGCAACACUGGAGGAACAUUUAGCCUCAACCCCAACACUGGCUCUCUGUCUAUUUUCAAACCUCUGGACCGCGAGGAGCAGGACGUCUUUAACCUCACAAUAGUCGCCGAGGAUCAUGGGAUACCGGCGCACUCGUCCAGCCAGCUGCUGUGUGUCCAUGUGAUUGAUGUUAACGAUGAGGUGCCCUGGUUUGAGGAGAGCCAGUACGACGCCCAGAUUUCAGAGAACCAGCCUCCAGGAACUAGUGUGCUGACAGUGUUUGCCUCUGAUCUGGACCAAGGAACCAAUGGACAGGUGACUUUUGGUGGUAUCUCACAGGAUGGGUUCACAAUAGAACCAGCUACAGGUGUCAUAACAACCACCAAGUCGCUUGACAGGGAGCUCCAGGAGUACUACACUCUAACAGUUUAUGCAAAGGAUGGAGGUCUUCCCCCAAAUUAUGCCAAAGCCACGGUGAGGAUCAGAGUGCUCGAUGAGAAUGACAACAUCCCUCAUUUUGGACGUCUCUUCUACAGCAUAGAGGUGCCUGAAAACCUGGAGGUUUUGCCUCUGUUUACAAUGAGAGCUACUGACAAGGAUGCUGGUGAAAGUGGGGAGAUUAACUACAAAAUAACUGCUGGCGAUCCAUCUGGAGACUUCAGAUUGGACAGACAGUCUGGUGUGCUUU
Molecule: messenger RNA, 5407 nt
Organism: Labrus bergylta (ballan wrasse)
Lineage: Eukaryota; Metazoa; Chordata; Actinopteri; Labriformes; Labridae
Source: RefSeq, a predicted model, not a curated record